Messenger RNA from Dendronephthya gigantea, 513 nucleotides. RefSeq names its product cytochrome P450 10-like. The coding region runs from base 1 to 513 and encodes 170 amino acids. Gene Ontology annotation, molecular function: monooxygenase activity; oxidoreductase activity, acting on paired donors, with incorporation or reduction of molecular oxygen; heme binding. The record is from RefSeq and is a predicted model, not a curated record. Lineage: Eukaryota; Metazoa; Cnidaria; Anthozoa; Malacalcyonacea; Nephtheidae. The transcript has a single exon.
AUGCCAAAGAUACGUAGUUUCUCUGAGAGUCCUAUGCUAUCAAACAACACCGAAACACUGCCGUUCUCUGCGAUACCUGGCCCUAGAGGAACCGUUUCAAAUAUCCUGGGUUAUACGUUUAGCAAGGGAACGCAUUUUGAUAAAGUAAAGAAACGUUUUCAAAAGUUCGGCCCAAUUUAUCGCGAGAAAGUCUUGGACAUGGACAUUGUGAACAUUUACGAUGUAGAUUCCUUGGCUAAGGUUUUAAACACAGGAGUAAAUUUCCAACUGAGACCUGGCGCAGAAGCAAUUAUGGAGAUUUUUGGCAGAAAUAUUUCUGGGAUUACAUCGUGUGAUUAUAACGAGUGGUAUCCGGAUCGAUCAUUGCUAUCGCCGAUGUUCUUACGACCAAAGGAAAUCCAUAAAAGCAUAUCCAUGAUAAAUGCUGUGGCCAACGACUUUGUUGAGAGAUUACACCAACUUAGAGAUCAAGAUGGAACAAUAAAAGACAUUGAAAAGGAACUGUCUUAUUGA